This is a messenger RNA of Colletotrichum godetiae, 1305 nucleotides long. RefSeq names its product exonuclease. The transcript has a single exon. The record is from RefSeq and is a predicted model, not a curated record. Gene Ontology annotation, cellular component: mitochondrion. Bases 501 to 1100 code for a protein of 199 amino acids. Gene Ontology annotation, molecular function: 3'-5'-RNA exonuclease activity; nucleic acid binding. Lineage: Eukaryota; Fungi; Ascomycota; Sordariomycetes; Glomerellales; Glomerellaceae.
CACACAUAAUGUGUCCUGCAUGGUUUGUGUACCACUUGCAGCGGAAAUUAUAGCGGCAUUGGUACGAAGAGGAAGAAGAAAAUAGGAACUGAGAAUGUUUUCGUAGGACUCGAUGGGCUGGCAUAGGAUCGCAUGGUACUCCGUGCAUCUUGAUCCUUCUUCCGUGCAAGAAUUGGUAGCCACAGCCGGGAUACUGCAGCUUGCACCCCACCUUGGAACUCAAGCUCCGAUGAAGUUGUGGCUCAGUCAAGCUUAGCACGCCGAAAAGAAGAUCCUGCUGUUCGCCAAGUGCAAACCAAAUCAUCAAAAGUUCGACUCGAUAUCAGGAUCAGAAGCCUACUCGCUUUAACCAUGGACCUUCUCAGCUCUCUGAAAUCCAAGGCCCCCGCCCCGAAGAUGAAGUCUGCAUCUGACGGCCCCCUUGUCUGGGUCGACUGCGAGGUAUGCACUCUGGGUUAAGAAAUACCCCUCCUAACUACUAUUGACCAACACACCCCCAGAUGACUGGACUGGACCCGGACAAGGAGGUAAUCAUUGAAAUCUUCUGCAUCAUCACCACCGGAAACCUGCAAGUCGUUGACCCCGAGGGCUGGGGCUGCGUGGUGCACCAGACGGAGCAACGCAUGGCACAGAUGGACGACUGGUGCACCAAGACACACGGCGACAGCGGCCUCACGGCGGCGGUCAUCGAGUCGACGACGACGCCCGAGCAGGCUGCCGACGAUUUGCUGGCUUACAUCAAGAAGCACAUCCCGGAGAAGAAGACGGCACUGCUGGCGGGCAACAGUGUGCAUGCGGACCGGUCGUUCCUCAACAAGCCGCCCUACCGGAAGGUGGUUGACCAUUUACACCAUCGUAUUCUGGAUGUCAGCUCGCUCAAGGAGGCAGCGAGACGGUGGUGCCCGCCGCAGGUCGUGGAGGGUGCCCCCUCCAAGCAGGGACUUCACCAGGCUCAAGAGGAUAUUCUCGAGAGCAUUGCGGAAGCCAAGUACUAUAGAGAAGCCAUUUUUGGCAAGACGUGGAGAGGAGAGGCCAGCGCGCAAGACACGCCGGUCAGUGAGCGGGAUGAGGACGAGGCUUGGGCAGACAAUUUGCUGUAAACUGUAGCAAUUCAGAAUCCAAAAAUUCAGCUCUUCUCGUCUCAUGAGGCAUUGGGGUGAGUGAGAUGCCAUCUUCAGCUGCCUUACCUGAGAUUACCUGGCACGCCUUGUAAGAUACCUUAGGAAAUAGCUGAAUCAAUAGUUGACCGCAAAGGUAGCGGGGUCUUGAACGGCAGUGCAUAGUCUGAUGCACACUGUUACAGUG